Phoenix dactylifera (date palm) is the source of this 6669-nucleotide messenger RNA. RefSeq names its product protein NRT1/ PTR FAMILY 7.3-like. Gene Ontology annotation, cellular component: membrane. The record is from RefSeq and is a predicted model, not a curated record. Gene Ontology annotation, biological process: transmembrane transport. Gene Ontology annotation, molecular function: transmembrane transporter activity. Lineage: Eukaryota; Viridiplantae; Streptophyta; Magnoliopsida; Arecales; Arecaceae.
UACCAAAUGUCACACCCCCGCCUGCGCGGGGCAUGUAAGGCACCUAGUGCCCACGUGCGGGCUACAUGAGGGGGAAACACGGAGCUCCCUGCUAAAUAUUGUCAGGUUUCGGAGCCUGCACGCGUGCACACAUGCCGCUCAGACUGCUCCCCAGUUUUAUUUUCCAUUCAAAAUGCGUCUGCAGGAUUUGGAAACAUCUGCCUCAUAUGCCCAGGCUCUGAAACGAGUCUAGUCGAUGUGGAAUCUUUCAAAAUCCGGUUCUUUUUUUUUUUGUCAGCACUAUAAGCACCGUCACGUCGCGUCGCGUUGCAAAGCUGUGAGCGGAAGAAGGGCAAGGAGAGGAUGUCAAGUAAGGAACAAAAAAUACAAAAAAAAGGAGCGCCGGAGAACAUGGCCGGAGCACGUGUCGUUGCAGCUCUCCACCGAGCAAAAUGCAAGAGACAUUUUGGAAAAUUUGGACGCAUUCGUUCUAACUUGCGUCGCUUUUUAAAAUUUGGCCUCCAGGUGUAUCAGACCCAUCCCACGCGUGGCGUCACUGCAAAAGAUUUAUGUAACGUACUUCAACUGGGGAGGGAGAAAGAGAGAACUCGCAUAGGAACUAUCAUCAUCUCAGUCCUUCACGUUUUCAGCACCACUAUCAGAAACCAUCAUCCCUCAUGACUACUUCUUUCUUGAACUACUGCUAGGCUUCUUUCAGGUUUGUAGGACCAACCAAUCAAGCGCACCAAUGGCGGAGUCUGCCAUGAUUGAAGAAGUACAAGAAAUACAUGAGAGCAACAUGAAUGAAAUGUAUACAAGUGAUGGAUCUGUUGAUUGGAAGGGCCAGCGCGCAGUCAAGGGUAAAUCAGGGGGAUGGAGUGUUGGAAUUCUACUGCUUGCGAACCAAGGGCUGGCAACCCUAGCAUUCUUCGGUGUUGGGGUGAAUCUGGUGAUGUUCAUGACAAAAGUCCUGCACCUGGACAACGCAGAGGCAGCGAACCAUGUCAGUACCUGGACUGGAACAACCUACAUGUUCUCCCUUUUAGGGGCAUUUGUCAGUGACUCCUACUGGGGAAGAUACAAGACCUGUGCCGUCUUUCAAAUAGUCUUCGUCAUUGGUCUGGUAGAGCUAUCACUGUCAUCCUACCUCCUCCUACUCAAACAUUGUGUUCCUGGAGAUGGAACUGCAAAUUGUGAGCCACCAACAGACCUGGAGAUCAUUGUAUUUUACCUAUCCAUUUACCAAAUUGCCCUGGGAUGUGGAGCCUACCAGCCUGCUAUAACAACUUUUGGGGCAGAUCAAUUCGAGGAAGAUGACAGAGAGGAAGGAGGAUCAAAGGUCGCCUUCUUUAGCUACUUUUACAUGGCUAAUAACCUUGGCACCCUGGUUUCCAACACUCUCCUAGCAUAUCUUGAGGACAAGGGGAAAUGGGUCAUCAGUUUCUCGAUCUCCACAGGUGCCGCAUUUAUCGCACUGGUCCUGUUCUUCACAGGGACCCCUCGAUUCAGGCACUUCAAGCCUGGUGGCAACCCUCUAACCAGAUUUUGCCAAGUAAUAGUUGCUGCUCUGAAGAAAUGGAAGAGGGUUACCAUGUCCCUCCGUGGAGAGGAUUUACAUGAAGUUGAUGGGAAACCAGGUGCAAACAAUGGAGGCAGAAAGAUACUCCACACCCCAGAUUUCAAGUUCUUGGACAGAGCAGCAGUGGUAACACUUGAGGACCUCCCUCCCCAAGACCAGCAGCAUCCUAAGAAUAAGUGGAGACUCUGCACAGUUACACAAGUCGAAGAAGUCAAGUGCAUAUUGAGACUCAUCCCCAUCUGGCUCUGCACCAUAAUCUAUUCAGUUACAUACACUCAGAGGGCGUCUGUAUUUGUCGAACAAGGCGCCACCAUGAAAAAUUCUCUCUCAGAAUUUCGUAUCCCUCCAGCAAGCAUGUCCAUAUUUGAGAUACUAAGUGUAACAGUAUUUGUUCUUCUCUACAGACUAUAUAUCAUCCCUCUCUUAUCAAGAUUAUGGAAGAGCAACCAUAAAGGGUUAACCGAGCUUCAAAGAAUGGGGAUUGGGAUUGUUAUCUCAGCAAUGGCAAUGGUUUCAGCUGGAGUUGUGGAGUUGCAGAGACUAAAAUACAGUAAGAAUGAUCAUGAAGCAAGCAAGGGCUCAAGCUCAUUGAGUAUCUCGUGGCAAAUCCCUCAGUAUGUGAUGGUUGGAGCUUCUGAAGUGUUUAUGUAUGUUGCUCAGAUGGAAUUCUUCAAUAAUCAAGCCCCAGAUGGAUUAAAGAGUUUCGGGAGUGCCCUGUAUGUUGCAUCUAUGUCAGCUGGGAGUUAUGCGAGCAGCUUUCUUGUGACAAUAGUUGUGGAAAUCACUGGAAAAGGUGAUCAAAUAGGUUGGAUAUCUAAAAAUCUUGACAAGGGUCACAUGGACAGGUUCUAUUUUCUAUUAGCAGCACUGGCCACCAUCGACCUAUUUGUCUUCAUGGCAUGCGCCAAGCGGUACAGAUGGACUCUGUUUGAUGGAAAAUUAGGGGUUGUGAAUGAUGUUUAGGAUGUGUUGUGAAUCAAUAUGUGAUCCACGUUAGGUUAGGCUGCUGAUAGAUGUCGAUGAGAGGGUGUGUCUGUAUUUGUCAAUUGACAGCUUAUGCUACUGCUACUUUGUCAGAAGACUCAGAACCAAAACAAUAAACUUAUUUUCUGUUUCAAGCUUCCAAGAAACUCUUCUAUAUACUGGUCUAAGAAUGGUGUUGAAUUCAGCUUUCCUUCAUUUGCUCACAGUGAAAUCCUAGAAAUAGUUCUGCUUGCUGACUAUGUUUGACCUUUAGGUAAUGAUAGUGUGAACUCUAUGGGAUCUAAUCUACUCAGAAAGCAUAAAAUAUGCUUCAUAAUAAAAGAAAAGUUCAAUGAUCCUUUUGGACAUGCAGAAAUGUUUCUCUCUUCCUUGUAUGAUUGACAAGAUGUUAUGCUUGCUAGAAUUACUACAGAUAAAACAGAAAAGGAACAGUUAAGACGACCAUAAUUGUUGGCAUGAAAAUGCUGCAUGAAAAUAAAAGUAGAAGCGGUCCAAAGCAGGGAAUCAAUAACACAAUGCAUUGAAUUUACAAAAGGAAAAGACAAUAAAGGAAGAUGUCCAGAAACUUCUAUGAAAAAUAUAUCCUAUCACCGUCAAGGAAUUAGAAGUCGAAACGCUGUUUCAGUAAACACUCAUUCUGGCAUUGAUAAAGAUGGAAAAAAAACUGUGUGCUGCUUUGAUAAAAGAAGGUAAUGAAAGACUAAAUUCCUUAACAAAGGAAGUUGCAAAGUUGACAGAAAAGAAAGACGUGCCUGAGUUGAUAUAGUCUUUUGAAUUUAAAACCAACAUAGUAAAAUGAUUUUGUUAACGCAUAGUGCCACUAUGGAAUCCUCAUUGAAAUUGCAUAUGAAGCCAUUUUGAUCUGAUUACUGAGAAGGAAAUAUGCAGCUCGAGCAUGGAGGUUUUUGCAACUUUAGACAAAUCGUUCAGUUAUGCAACAUUUCUCAUAGGGAAGAGGAUGCUGAUCACAUGCAUGCUGCACAAUGUGGUGCAGCACAAAAGACCUCUGUCAACCUCAUCACUCCAUAAUCCACUUGUGAAGAUUACUAAUACUAAGUUCACCUGAAUCUUUUGCACGUUAUGCAGUUGAAAGCCAUCUCCUUUCCAAUCUAUCUCUUUCUGAGUCUCAUUUUCUUCCAAGGAUGCUCAGUGUUCGGAAGGAAGCACUACAAUGAACUUCAUAAUAGGCUCUUCAAAUCAAAUCGGCAAAUGUGGGUUGUUUUCCUAUCUUCUCCAGGACUUCACAUAUCUACCAGCAACUAUAACUCUACUAUUACUUUACAAUCAUCCACUUAAACAAGCAUUAUUGACUAAAUCUCUCUCUCUCUCUCUCUCUCUCUCUCUCUCUCUGUGUGUGUGUGUGUGUGUUCGCUUGUGUCUUUUUGUUUGCAUGCAUGUGUCUCUGUGGUUUCGGGAUAGGGUUUUGGUUUGGGCAGGGGUUGCAAGGAUGAGCACAUGGCUGCACACAAUUGUACACUAGGCACAAGCAAAUGCAUGCUUAGAAUCAAAAGAUUUCGAGCUUACAAAUGAUCUGAAUAAGUCCCAGAAGAUUAGAACAUAUAAAGAGACAAUGUUAGAGAUAAGCAUUUGAAAGGUAUUAAGAUGACUGGAUAUGAUUUUUUUUAAUACAUACCUAAACCUGUCAUUAGUGUAUUUAUUCUCGUAUGAAGUUUUCUGUAAAAUAAUGAAAUUUUUUGGAAAAAUGAUAGGCUCUUGCAUUCAAGUCCUUUUCAAUAUAGCAUAGAUUCUAUGUGAGUAUGCAUAGAUGCAUGGAUGUAUGUCUACAUGAUUGUACUCAAUGGAAGCAUAUUACAAAGAUUUCUAGAAUCUCUUCUCAAACACCAUUUCACAUUCAAUGGCUUCCCUUGAACCGAAAUGAUCUUUCAUAGUUCUAACACCAUAUAUUUGUACAAGCCAAAAAAAUGAAAAAUAAAAAAUACCUUAUGAUACCAUUUUGUUAUGACACCAUUUUAAGCCAGGCCUAAACAUGGUUAAUGCAAAGUUAUGUCAUUUUUUUGCAGGAGGAAGAGAACUUUAUGUCUAGUGGAUGUCAAUGAAACAAUGAAAGGCUAAAAGCAUUCUUUGUGUGGCUUUUUAUGUUUAUUUAUUUUUGAAGUGUUUUUAUUGAGUACCACAUGGAAUUGAAUGUGUUGGAGGGAUGCAGGGUCAGUGAUUUACUGGUCUAGGGGGAGCGUCGAUGGGACGGAGCACUGAUCAGAGAUGCCUUUGGGGAGGAGCUAGCUAACAGGAUUUUGGCGAUUCUGGUCCCUCGGGGGGAGACAUUGCAUAGUUUGGUGUGGGCUUCCACAGGAAUGCCCACGGUGCGGGCUGUGGACUUACAGGAGGUGUUAGGAGGGGGAGCUACUCGGCAGAUGGAGGGCAGAUGGAUUUGGCGGAUGUGUCUUCAUCCCCGAGUGGCCUUGUUCCUGUGGAAGGUUGCCUAGGGGUGCUUACCAACCAGGAGUGUCUUGGCUAGGAGGGGCGUCAGGAUUGCGCCGAGUUGUGACAGAUGCCUUGACACGAAGGAGUCCAUCAGUCAUGCUUUGUUUGGAUGCCCACGAGCAGUACAAAUAUGGAGACAGGUCCUGAGUCCACCGAGUCGGGCUUUCCAUUCAGUUGACGACUUCCUACGACAGAUGCAGGCGACCCUACGUAGCUCGAGGACGACUGUGUGGGGUGUUAUAUGUGUAUAUGUGGCAUAUCACAUAUGGUUGGAUAGGAAUGCCCGUGUCUUCGAAGGCAAGUGGACGUCUCCGAGGUGUAUUGUGGAGCGCGCACUCCUUCAGGCAGCAGAGAUCACCAGAGUUACUAUGUCAGUUUCCUUUAGGUUGGCCAGGGACAUCUAGGACUCCCCUCAUGCUACUACAACGCCCAGGACAGCAUAUGUCUCUUGGGCGCCCCCACCCCCAGGCCAUCUCAAAGUGACCUUUGAUGGUAGUGUAUCUGGUGAUGGAGACAGAGCAGGUAUUGGCUUUGUGAUUCGGAGCCAUGACUCUAGAUUGAUAGCUGCCGUGGGGCGGAGUAUCGUUGGCUUGUCAGUGGUCGGGGCAGAGCUUAAGGCAGCCUGGAAAGGCAUCUCCAAUGCGAGGGGGGUGUUGGGGGCGGAGUGCAUUCUUCUUGAGGGGGACUCUGCGAUGGUGAUCGAUUGGAUUCAGAAAAAGGGAAGGAGGGAGGAUGGCAACCCCCUGCUUCGCGAUCUCCGACGGAUGGUGGAGGGCUGCAGCAUCUUCCAGGCUGUGCACGUAUACCGAGAGGCGAGCGAGGCCGCCGAUUGGGUUGCUGCCCAGCACUCAGGAGAGGUCCAUUGGACAGACCAGAGGGUUGUUCUCCUAGUUUUGAGUCAUUGUCUUUUUCUUGAUUCUACUGAUUACAUCCACGCUAGAGUAGCAUGAGCAACCGCUGUACCAAAAAAAAAUGUGUUGGACAAAUCUGAAGUAUAAUCUUACAUAUAGCAAAUGCGUGCAUGACAAGGUUCCCAAAAUUGGUACUUACAGCUUAUGCCGGGGGUGUUCCGGCUUUUUUUUUAUUUUCAGAUUUUGAACUGAAUUCAGCAUAGGAUUUGUCGACUUCAAUUUAAAAUUCAAAAAUAAAAAAAAAAUGUUCAAAACCAAAAAACCUUUAAAAAAAAUCACCCCCUAUUCCAAAACAAAGACGGUGGGAGAGAGAGGAGAGGGAGAAAAGGAGAGAAAAAGAGAGAGAUGGAGUAGGGAGAGAGGGAGAGAGGGAGAGGGAGGGCGGAGAGAAAGAGGAGCAGGAGGAGGAUGGGUUUCUUACCUAUGACGCUGGAGAGGGGGACAGAGGGGGCGAGGUUGAGCGGAGGAGAGCUCCGAGCCGUCACAAGCGCCACCAAGAGAGAGGCGUCUCGAAACAUCGUAAAGAAAGGGGGCAACGAGUGCUAUUAACCGAGCUAGGGAGAUGAGGAAAGCAACAAACCAAUUUAAGUAGCAUAACCAUGUUGAUCCCUAACCGAUCCGGUUUGGUAUGCCCCAAACCAGCCGAUUUGGCAUAGUUUAACUUUCCUUGAUGUAUAAUGUGAAGAAGUAAAUGAAACUAACAUAUUUCCAAAAUAUUUAACACUCUAAAUCCCUAUUUAUACACUAGAGACAUUUCUAAAGAUAUUAUAAAAA